CGGAAGGAGAGCGGCGUUUCCGCGGUGCGUCCCUCGGCGGUGCGCGCCCUAUACGUCGGGAGCCCCUGAAACUGGCGCUUCCGGCCAUUCAUACUCCGGGCCGCUGGGUCCUGCUCCUUGUUUUUUGUGCGCUAUCAGGUUGAAAGGUUGACGGCGCUGUUAAGAUGAAGCUUGUAAGAUUUUUGAUGAAAUUGAGCCAUGAAACCGUCACCAUUGAAUUGAAGAAUGGAACACAGGUCCACGGAACAAUCACAGGCGUGGAUGUCAGCAUGAACACGCAUCUGAAAGCUGUGAAGAUGACCCUGAAGAACAGAGAGCCGGUGCAGCUGGAAACGCUGAGCAUCCGGGGAAACAACAUUCGCUACUUCAUCCUGCCAGACAGCCUGCCGCUCGACACUCUGCUCGUGGAUGUUGAGCCCAAGGUGAAAUCUAAGAAGAGGGAAGCAGUGGCAGGAAGAGGCCGAGGCCGAGGUCGAGGAAGAGGACGUGGCCGCGGCAGAGGCCGAGGGGGCCCCAGGCGAUAACGCCCCUAAGAUGACUGGUGUGGAAAUGAGCAGGGAAGUUUUUUUUGUACAGGUUUUGUCAGUUUUUAAUAAAUGUAAUUGUGGGA
Cavia porcellus (domestic guinea pig) is the source of this 610-nucleotide messenger RNA. RefSeq names its product small nuclear ribonucleoprotein D1 polypeptide (gene Snrpd1). Lineage: Eukaryota; Metazoa; Chordata; Mammalia; Rodentia; Caviidae. The transcript has 4 exons. Gene Ontology annotation, cellular component: pICln-Sm protein complex; U5 snRNP; SMN-Sm protein complex. Gene Ontology annotation, biological process: spliceosomal snRNP assembly; RNA processing. Gene Ontology annotation, molecular function: RNA binding. The coding region runs from base 165 to 524 and encodes 119 amino acids. The record is from RefSeq and is a predicted model, not a curated record.